AUUAUUACUUCCUUGCUACGAGAAAUCUUAAAUUAUCGAAAAAAUGAGUACACCAACGGAAGAAUUGAACCCGGAAGAAAAACCAGUCUUUAAAUUAACAUCCUUUCAAAUGUCCGCAAAAGUGGGCAACAAGAAAAGAAUGUGGAAAUCCUUAAAACAAGUUAUUUCAUCGGAAAGGAGUUUGCCUUGGCCGGAAGAUUACGUCCAUUACAGUUCUAUAAACGCACCACCUUCAUUUACUCCCGCAGAGAAAUUUUCGGACCUCUCUGGACUACCUGCACCUUAUACAGACCCUCAAACUAGAUUAAGAUUUGCUAACAAAGAAGAAUAUGCUACUAUUGUUUGUUUGCCCAUGGAUAUAACAGCUGGAUAUUUAUCUUUAAGAGGAGCUAGUAGUAUUGUAGGAUAAAAAUAUUUUUUUUAACAAUAUAAUUAAUUUUUAUUAAUGAUAAAAAUAGCUAAUAAAUAAUGAAACCUUUUGAAAUUCACAUCCUUCACUUAAAUUAAAUAAACAAAUCUUCAAGCCCCAUCUCUUAAAAAGACAGCCGUAUGUGUGUUAUUAUUUGUUUAAGAGGCGGCGUGUUAAAAACAGGAUGUAGUAAGUGUCCAAAAUUCGUGAUCUCGCAUGAAUGCCUCGAGUUAGCAUUUAUACGUCUCGGUUUCUUUGUCUUUUGAUUGGCGUUGUACACCGGGGACCCAGUUGACACCUGGACCUUAUGGAUGUAAAUGUAUUCUUUUGACCACGUCCCGUCGGAAGCGAAAAAAGUUUUAAAUAAAAUUAAUUGAAACCGUGCUUGAAAUCGGUCAUUUAAAAGCUUCAUAUAAAUCACUUUACGAGAAUGAGAACGAUUUAAAAAUUUUAAUUUAUGUUUUAUGGGGGGUUUAGUUGAGUUUUACGGCUGUAAAAUUGAUUGAUAUGGGUUAUUAGUUAAAGUUACGAGUUUCGAAAGCUUUUUUAUUUUUUUCUUAGAAAUAUGAGUUAAAAGUGGUGUUCUUUCUAACAAUUUUAAGGUGGACAAUAUCAUUUAGAGAUUAACCAAACUGAGUUAAAAAGAAUUUUAGUCCAUAUAAACCAAGUCUGAUCACCACAGCACUCAAUUUUAUUUAAAAUUAAUUGUUUCCGUAAAUUUGUAUUUAGUACAAGAAAUCCAUCUUGAGCUGCAUCUCGUCGAACGCUGGGAAAGGUCCAAUCACUAGCUAUAAAGUAAAGAGCACUGCCUGGAGAGUCUUCGUUCAGCAAUGUUGAUAAAUAUUAAUGAUAUUAAUUUUCAUGGCCAUAGAUGAGCUAAACUAGUGGACGCUGUUAAUAUCGAUGAUAUAUGCUCUCAAUUGAGUAUAGACAAAGGAUAAGAUGUUUUUUUGUCCAGACAAGCUAUAUGUCUCUGACACCACUAAUAAGAACAUAAACUAAGGCAGACAAAAGGCAAAGACUGAUCAUAACGUUAAGCAUCAAUGAG
Onthophagus taurus is the source of this 1457-nucleotide messenger RNA. RefSeq names its product INO80 complex subunit C. The record is from RefSeq and is a predicted model, not a curated record. Lineage: Eukaryota; Metazoa; Arthropoda; Insecta; Coleoptera; Scarabaeidae. Gene Ontology annotation, cellular component: Ino80 complex. Gene Ontology annotation, biological process: chromatin remodeling.